Molecule: messenger RNA, 1234 nt
Organism: Aspergillus costaricaensis CBS 115574
Lineage: Eukaryota; Fungi; Ascomycota; Eurotiomycetes; Eurotiales; Aspergillaceae
Product: SRR1 family protein
Exons: 2
Coding region: 85-999 (304 amino acids)
Source: RefSeq, a predicted model, not a curated record
AUUCACACCAAUUAAUCCUACCCACUCACCAACCCCUCAAACCCAGCACCCAAAAGUACUUACUACAAAACGAAAGAAGCAAAAAUGCCCCACACCUCGCGCAAAAAACACCCUCACCCCAACAACACCCUGCAAGCGCAAAAACGACUCCAAAUCACCGACGCCACUACCGGCUGGACGCAUGUCACCACCAGCGGCAAAGCGCGCCGCUGUGCGCGCACAACCAAAGACCAACAAUCACAGUCCCAAUUCCAAUCGCCAACAAAAGAAGAAUCAGAAACAACAGAAACAUUCCACCCCGCCGAAGCCCCACCCACCACCACCCUCGACUCUCUCAAAUCCCAAUUCACCCAGAUCAUCCAACGCACAUGGAAAGAAUCAUCGACGUGCGAUGUGGUGGGGAGGACGCUUCACAAUAUCCUCCUCCCUCAAUUACAAUCACGAGAGUCGAAUACGGAUAAUACAGAACAAUCGCAUACAACAAUAGAGAAUAAGAAUACUGAGUUAGGGAUUGAUUCCAUCAUCUGCAUCGGUCUCGGCAGUCCGAGCGGAUUCCUUCGUGGAGGAUGGGUCGAUCGGCGAUUAGUUUCGCUGUAUCAGUUGGCGGCGUUGGUGGAUGUUGUUGCCUCUAUCUCUUCCUCUUCUUCUUCUGAUCCAACAAUAAAAACCUACGCUCAAGACCCUGUCUUCAAUACCCUCGACACGGCCCUCCUGUCCUCCCUCGACAUCACCGUUCUCGAGUCCCCCCUCGCAUUCGAUAAAGUAACUCCCCGUACAUUCCUCUUCUGUCCUGGCGCGGAGCGCACACAUCUUGAGCAGUUAUUGGCGCUGGAUCCGGCGUUUGUGUUUGGGGGACCGUUGGAAGAUGUCGAGUCGGAGGUGGUGAGUGCGUUUGUGAAGAGGAGGGGGUCCGUCAGGUUGCCGCUGUUUGAGGCGCAGGAGCAUGCGUUUUGGAAUAUGCGGAUUUAUUAUCCGUUGGAGAAGGAGGGGGAGGAGUAGUAGGGAGUAUCAUAUCAUCUAGAUGGGGAUGGUUGCCUCUCACCAUAGAAUAGUGGUGAAUGGCUGCUAUGGUGACAACCAUCUACUGGCUACACGCCUACGCUAUGCGCUCCGAAUGCCGAAUCGGCAUGCAUGCAACAAGGGUCGUAUUGUCAGCCCUAUGUGGAUCACACGCUCACGCUAUAUACAAACACGCCAAAUAGCACUUCGCGUAGAAUGGCGUCGUGACACUCGU